Peromyscus leucopus (white-footed mouse) is the source of this 1015-nucleotide messenger RNA. Its product is annotated as keratin-associated protein 9-3. Lineage: Eukaryota; Metazoa; Chordata; Mammalia; Rodentia; Cricetidae. The transcript has a single exon. Bases 39 to 395 code for a protein of 118 amino acids. Gene Ontology annotation, cellular component: keratin filament. The record is from RefSeq and is a predicted model, not a curated record.
CAUCCCAGCUACUCAACAACCAACCAACUCCUCACACCAUGGCCUGUUGUGCUACCAGCUUCUGUGGCUUUCCCACUUGCUCUACUGGUGGUACCUGUGGCUCCAGCUGCUGUCAGCCCAGCUGCUGCGAGGCUGGCUAUGGCUAUGGCAUCGGGGGUGGCAUUGGCUGUGGCCAAGAGGGUGGCUAUGGAGGCGUGAGCUACCGCAUUAGAUGGUGCCGCCCAGACUGCCGCGUGGAGGGCACCUGCCUGCCCCCCUGCUGCGUGGUGAGCUGCAUACCCCCAACCUGCUGCCAGCUGCACCAUGCCCAGGCCUCCUGUUGCCGCCCCUCCUACUGUGGACAGUCCUGCUGCCGUCCAGCCUGCUGCUGCUACUGCUGCCAGCCCACCUGCUAAGAGCCAGGUUGCAGAUUUUCAAUUUCCCAGGACAUGGUAUUCUUGAAUUGUGCAUCUCCUUGACCAACCUUGGGCCAGUAACAAGUUCUUGAACCUUUCCUUCAUUGUCUGUUAUGGGGCCACAGAGUACAGGCACAUUACAGCCCUGUCUAAGUCUGUUCUGUAAUCAAUAUCUUGACCCUCUACAGUGGAUCCAGAAAUGCUAAGAACCUUCAUGCUGAUCACCAAAUGGUUCUGGAUACACUGUAUCUGAAAUUCUUGCCGGAAUGAAAAUUGUCAAACUCUUAGGGAAUCUUUUCUUAAGAACAGACCAGAACUCUACUCACCCUGCUUGGUGACCUUUUUUUUUUUAUCUUCUGUUUGCUUAAAGCUUUUCAACAUCAAAGACACCAGACUACAGCUGAGAGACAUUCUUCAGACGUCACCAAAGAAAAUGGAAGUUCUUUACCCAACUUCCAGCCUCUAAGAAAUAAGCUGAACCAUUCCUCAUUUGAACAUUAAAUUCCUUCCUUAUUUUUUUGGAUCAUAAUUAGCUUGCCUGUUGGAUUUUUUCAUUAUAUCUGUAGUAUUGUGUCUUGUGAUGCUUUCUAAUAAAGGUUAUAUCCUGGGCAAAGAAACCA